Molecule: messenger RNA, 864 nt
Organism: Bursaphelenchus okinawaensis
Lineage: Eukaryota; Metazoa; Nematoda; Chromadorea; Rhabditida; Aphelenchoididae
Source: the annotation of a GenBank genome assembly
AUGAAAAAUGACGGUUCUAGAGCAUCUAGAGCUUCGAAUACUCAGAGUAGGACUCGGACAAAAGGUUCUCAGAUUAUUAAUCCCAAUCCUAUUCGUAAGUUUCGGCAUUUUUUUCAUUGUAUUUUAGUUUAAAAUGGCAAAAAAAUUUUGAUCCUCCUCCGUUUUUUUAAUUAUUUUUUUUACCAUGCCCAUUUUUUCAAAAAUAAAUAAUUUUGAGAAGAUAAUCUAUACUUUAAAAUAAAAAAAAUAAAAAAAAUUACAAAAAAAAAUUUUAUCCGCCCAAAAAAAAAUAAAAACUUUUUACCCCGCCCGAAAAUUUUUUGUUAAAAAGGUAAAAGCCAGCCCUAUUAAUUAAUAUAUGUACAUUUAAUACCUAAAUUUUCAGCAAUAGUCGAUUCAGACCCAUUCGUAUGUCAUCGACUGGACCUGACCUCUGACUAUGACGAUGACAUUAGGACAGACGAGCUGAUAUGUUCGUAUAACAAUUACUCGGAUGGAGAACUGUCGGACGAAUGGAAGUCUGGGGAAUCGACCGACAAUCAGGAUUUGGACCAAUCUUCUGUGCUUUUGACUUGUCCACAUUGUCAUGCUAGUGUAGGCGUGGGUUGGGAAGGGGGAGGGGGGGGUAUGUGUAAUGUUGAUUUGUUGGUUUACUAGCUUAAUAUAUUUCAGGCCUACACCAAAGUUACUCUAACUCGGAAUACCUUCAUGACCAAACUAGCUAUACUCUUGUUCCUAUUCGGCUUUGCUACAUUUGGCUUUGGCUGGUACAUGAUGAUUGUGGCACUAUGUGUUCCCGGCUUCUGUAGCGCCAAACACACCUGUCCGGACUGUCGUACCGUCAUUGGGAAGUUUAAAACAUGA